Molecule: messenger RNA, 4130 nt
Organism: Oxyura jamaicensis (ruddy duck)
Lineage: Eukaryota; Metazoa; Chordata; Aves; Anseriformes; Anatidae
Gene: TERF1
Product: telomeric repeat binding factor 1
Exons: 10
Coding region: 44-1096 (350 amino acids)
Biological process (GO): telomere maintenance
Cellular component (GO): nucleus; chromosome, telomeric region
Molecular function (GO): protein homodimerization activity; telomeric repeat DNA binding
Source: RefSeq, a predicted model, not a curated record
GCGCGUUGGCGGGCGAGGGGCGCGUUGGCGAGCGAGCUCCAAGAUGGCGGCGGAAGCGGUGGCUUCGGGGGGUUCCGCGGCGCUGGCGGCGGAGGCGGUGGCGGCGGGCUGGGUGCUGGAGCUGAGCUGCUGCUGCCUGUGCCGGCACUUCGCGGAGGGCCGCGCCGCCGAGUUCGGGCGGUGGAGGGCCGUGGCGCAGGCUGUUAUCAGUGGCUUCUCCAAAUUAGCUACACAUCAGAAAAAAAUGGUGUACCUCUGUCAGCUUUUGAUAAGAAUUGCAAACGGAAAAGAACUUGAAUGCAAUUUUGAAAAGGAUCCAAGAAUUUCACCUUUGGAAUCUGCUCUGUCCUUUUGGACCCUACUUGAGAGGGAAGAAAGUAAACUUGAUAAGCUUCAUGAAGAUAUUCGUCGCUUGAUUCAAAUUCAGGCUGUAGCAGUCCAUAUGGAAAAAGGAUAUUUUAAGGAGGCUGCUGAAGUUCUUGAAAGGGUGUUUACAUACUCGGAAUCAGAUAAGCCUUUAAGGGGUAAGCUGGCAACUAUAAUCAAAAGCAAGGAUCCGUAUAUUCCCCUUCUCCAAAGCUUCAAUUACGAUCUUCUGAUAAGUAAAGUCAAGUCUUACAUCGAACGUUUCAGGAAAGAAAAUGAAAAAAACUUCUUACUACAGGCAGCCAUGGAGCAGGUAGAGUCUAAAGGACUAGAAGCAGUAGUGCUGCAGAACAUAACUGUGAAUGUCAAUAAAGAGGAAGAAAAUAAUUUGGAAACCACACAAAGAUUUACAGAAGAGCAACCAAGUACUACAAAUCAGUUACCUGAAGAUGCAACAAAAUCCAUUAGAAGGCGUCGUUCAAAGAGGAAAUGCAGAGCAAGUAAUGUUCUUCAGAGUCUGAACAGCUUGCAAAAUGUGGAAGAACUUGAUACUCAGACUUGUGGCCGAAGAAGAAGGCUGUGGACUCUUGAAGAAGACAAGAAACUGAAAUCAGGAGUAAGGGAGUUUGGAGUGGGCAAUUGGGCUAAAAUUCUGGUCCACGGUGACUUCAACAACCGAACCAGCGUCAUGUUAAAAGACCGAUGGAGAACACUGUCCAAGAUCAAAUAAGACUAAUUUGGGUAACAGGAAUCAACUCUUCUUGAGCUUUCCCUAUGUAAGGAUUUAGUUCAGCUUUUCAGAAUAACUUGUUUUAGUCUCACAGUUUCCAGCAAUGUUGCUGCCCUAAAACAUGAAACAGAUGUAACGAUGACUUAAAUAUAAAGCCUGGUCUUCUAUCUACAUGUGAGAGGUGGAUUAAUUUCUGAAAUGUGAAAAUACUUACAGUGAUUAUGAAAGGUUAAUAAUACAGUGGUCUUAAGUGACCAGCAACGUAUUAGCUUGAUAGAGGCUUUUAAUAAAGAGUCAAGUGUUCUGUAGUUUUUAAAGAGUUGUAUCUGUAAUCGGAUGGAGCUCUUUAUCAUUUUAGUUUCUACUAUUGUCAUUCCACUCUGAUUCCACCUCGCUUUGAAAUUUUGGUCAGACUUGUCAUCUCUGUCAGUAAGUCAUACCAAAAAAUACGUAUGCAUUGUUAUUGCUAAUUUUUCCAGUUAAGCUUACAUGGGGUAUUAUAUUUUUAUGUUUAUAAAUAUUAACGGUGCUCUGUAUGAAUCAGGGAAAACACACCGGUGUAUUUUUUUUAAGAAUUAAGCUUAAGUUCUAGGAGGAAGAUUAUUUUGUAAUUAUUUAUAUUGGCAUAAUAGCAGUUACUAUCUUGCAGAAGAGAAUGGGAUAGGGAGGUAACAGCAUGAUACUAGCUCUUAACUUUUCUUGACUAUCUUGUGCUACCUACCCUGUCUUGAAAAGUGGCAUUCUUCUGGACCAGCAGAAAAGGGGAAGCUCCUUUCCUGGAAAGCCAAAGCAGAACCCUGUUCUGGCAUUGAUAGCACAGCCCAUGAAACAGGUUUCAUCUACACUCUCUGCAGUGCUAGCAAGCACAGAUACCCUGUGAUGGGUAGCUGCCUGCAUCAAGGUGUCAGUUGGUUACUGUAACUGUCCUGCUCAUGAGAGACUGUAAGAGAUGGGUGGUGGUGCUACGCUGCCUCUCUUGCUUUGGAUUGUAUGGAAAAGAAUUCCAGGACCUCAGAAAACACACGCUUUCCACUGUCAUACUAGUGUGAAUCUAGAAUUUAUAUAUCACAGCAUUCUUUUAAAAGUGGAAUCUCUUCAAUUCAGGUGUUUUCUGGGCUGUUGUCCUUGGAGAUUUUACAAGAACCUUUCAAGGAAAAGCAUCCAUCUAAACUGGUUGUAAUAAAACUCUCAGAAAUAUUCUUCCUGGUUACAAAAGAAUUAAUAUAUUCUUCAGGGCAGAAAUAUUCACGAAGUAUUCAGAUCAUCUCUGCACGUUCUGUCUUGGAGGCCUGUUUGCAUUAAGAUUAAAUGGUUAAGUAUCAUUAGAAAGGUUUCUGUCCUACUCUUGAAUGUGGACAGGACCUCAGACGGAUCACUUUCCUAAUUCUUGUCAAUAGAUACUCAGGUUUCUUUCUGCAACUGUGGCACACAGUGAGGUCCCACAGAGAUACUGCGUGCCUUAACAGUAAAUUUCUCAACCUUAAGGCACUGUUUCUUUUUAGGACACAUGGUGAAUUUCAGAAGCUUGAUAAAAUAAGGGUUAUGCACUUCAGCAAGGAAUGCUAGAGCAGCUGUAAGCCAACAGUUCAAAACAAAAACAUAGCAGGUAUGUGACAAGUGAGACCUGCAGUAUGCAGCCCCUUCAGUGGCUCUAACAAUAAUUCAACACAAAUAAUAGGUAUCAAAACAAGGAUUUGAACUAUGUGCAUAGCACCCUUGCCUAUGUUCUAAUGUUGUAGGUUUCUGUGUUAAUCGUUGUAUGUGAGCAAGUUUAACUACUAAUAAGUGUUUUUAUGGCUUUUAGCCAAGGCUUUAGUCAUGACUGCUUAUUCCUAGAUGCAAGAUUAAUUAUAUUUUUUUAGCUGUAGCGAGCUAAUUGCUGUAGCAAAAUCCUAGUCAAGGCAGCUUAAAUAAAUUACCAUUCAUUAAGGAAAUGGGUCUUCUCAAGACUUUCUUUGCAGAAGUCUUGUUUACAUUUGUCUGCCAUAAUAUGCUUCUUAGUGAGACUACUUCCUUAAUGACACUGACUACUCUCACAUUUUUAUGAGGGUGGCUGAACAUGGAAACUGCAAUGUAGACAAAAAAUACUUACCCACUUGUAGUAUAAACAACUGUCUAGAUGAUAUUAGGAAGGAACAAGGUUCUAAACUGAAGUCUGGUUUUAGCUCUCAAACUUUCAUUUUUAUUCAUCCUUACAAUUUAAUGAUGAUAGUAACCAUUCCCAGAGUUGAGAACAUUUGGCUGGCUCACUACUGAGUAGGAUCAGUGCCUGUGAACAGGACUAUAGCCUGUAAAGAAUGAGAACCUUAGAAAAAGAAGCUACUAUGGUUAGAAACAUCAGCUCUUUAAUUACAAACAGAAACAUAGGAACUUGCUUACAGCAUUCUAGUACAAAGAUCAGUCUUAGCGUUUUGUAUUCAGGCAAAGAGAUUUGCCUAAAAUACUUCUUCCAAAAGUUUGGCUCCUUUAAAGUUCAUUUAGGCUCCACAAAAUACAGCAGAAAGAUGCAGGUUUCUUGGCAUUGGUGUUAAUUUUCUUAGUUCUUGUUGUUGCUGUUUUAAAAGUCUUCUAAACUUUUACGUAAAAAUGAAGCUAUGCACAAGAGGACAUGAACACUGUUGCAGUUGCCGAAUCUUCUUCCAGGUUCCUUGGCACCGAGAGUUGCCAACUGCUUCCCAGCGUAAGAUUUUACCUCUGAAAUGUGGUAAUAAUGAGAAAUUAAAAAUGAACGUGUUUACAAACAAAAAACCUAUAUAUUUCAUGUUAGUAGGUUGUUCUAUAAUGUCAUUUGAGAGAACAUUAGAUUAACAAUGUAAUACUUUAAUUAGCUCAUCUUAGUCUUAAAAUGCUUUUGUUUAUUAUAAUUCUAGGCGUUCUAGAGCAAGCAUUAUGUUCCUACAUAGAGUAUACAGGAUGAUGGGUUGAGUAAACAGUUGCAUAGGUAUUACAUAGCAUGUGUCUUAAUAAGUGAUAGAUACAUGGAGGUAUGUACAAAAAUACAUAGACUAAGUAAAAAUAAGUUACAAAUAUUAAA